AUGGCUCUUCCGUGGGAGGGUCAACACGAGCUUGGCUCUUUGAUUGGCCUCUGUGAGGUCUUCGGCACCACUCCGCGACAGGCUGCACACCGCGCCAAAGAUUCCGACGUGGGCGAAGUUGGAGGUCAACAAUCGACCCCCUCCGCGGCCGGCCCGCCGCCCGAGACGUGUGCUCAGUUCGCCGCCGCGGCGUCACCAGACAGUUUUCCACCCAUCGAAAGCUCAAACCUGCUCAAUCCAUUCGGGCCGAACAUACGCUGGUCCCCUCGGCCUGAAACACGCACCCACUAG
Messenger RNA from Puccinia triticina, 291 nucleotides. RefSeq lists its product as uncharacterized. The transcript is spliced from 3 exons. The record is from RefSeq and is a predicted model, not a curated record. Lineage: Eukaryota; Fungi; Basidiomycota; Pucciniomycetes; Pucciniales; Pucciniaceae. Bases 1 to 291 code for a protein of 96 amino acids.